GCAUCCAUGUUCCCAGAAGAAGGCUGCCGCAGAUAAUCUCGUGUUUCCCGCCAAGUUCCGGCGGAGGCGUGCACAUUUUUAGGCGCCAAGAUAUACACGCUUGUUACUUUGUCCUCAUAUUAACAACGUGUACAGUAAUUAUCGUUUUACAUUCUAUCCUCAGUACAGUUUUUUCCCUCAAAGAAAACGAGACCAAAUAACGAAAAGGUGGGACGCGGCUGUAUCCAUGUUCUCGCGAUGUGCCGUGAAUGUUUUUUCUAGAACACGUUGAAGUAUACCUGUGAAUUUUAGUGGGUGUAUUUUGAACUUAUGGAUUAUUUUGAAUAACCGGCAAAAUGUUAAGUGUUGCUACAGCAUCGUCAGCCGUACAUUGUUCUGAAGCAGCAAAAUCUUCAUCAAAUCAUUCCGGUUUAGGAAGCAGCACAAGUUCUUGGAAUUCGGAUCAUACAUCUUUGAAACGUAAACAAAUUUGCUCAAGUCCCAUUAGGGAUUUGACGAAUGAUUAUGGUUUUAGUCCAGAAAUCACUUUAACGGUGGUAACAAAUGAUGCAAACAGCUACAACAAACGACAACGCAGAGACAGUGAGAAAAGUAGUAAUUCCAGUGUAACAUUAAGAUACAAAGAUCCGAAAACUAAAGCACCAACUGAAAAAAUGUUGGACAAUGAUGUAAGGCACUCUUUUGAUGCCUCAAAUGAAUCGUCAAGUUGCUUAAAUAAACAAAAAAAUGAAGCAACUGAAUGUUAUCAAAGAUUAAAUAAAAUUGUUAAUAGACCAGAAAUAACUAUUUAUCCAAAACAAGAAAAUGAAAAACAAUUAUCACAAACAGUUGCUUCAACUUCAAAUAAAUCGACCAAUCAUCAAAUAACUGACAAUUCACAAACAGUUUACAAAGUUUCACAAGAAGUCGAUAUUAUUUCAACAAAAUCAAAUCAGAAAAUUAAUCGCAAGUCUGAUUGCAAACAAGUGGAAGCAAUAAUAGAGGCUGCCAAAAAAGAUGUACCUGAUAAUAAUGAUAAUGAUGAUGAUGAUAAUUCUGGAAUUUCCCUACAAGAUUUAAAUAAAUUCGACGCAAAUAAUAAUCCAAAACAAAAUUUAAGAAUGAAAAUAAGUAAUGCUUUAGCUCAUAUUCAAGGGUUGGAAAAACCAUCAACAUCAUCGGGUUUAUCGACUUCAACUCCAAUAAAAUCAGCGCUCGAUGAAAAACAAGUGAUUUUACGAUCCAAUUCAAGAGAGAAAUCAUUCGAUAAUAAUAAUCAAUGGAAUAGCGAAGAUGAUAUUUUUGCCAAUGAUAAUAGUAUGCAAAGUAUUUCAUCUACAAUUCCCUUUCAAGAGCAACUUUACAAUUUUGAUAAUGAUUAUGAAAAUCCAUAUUAUAUAAUGGGUUUUCCCAAUCCUCCAGGAGAAAAUAGAUGCUGGGUCAAUGCCACCAUACACGCACUUUUUGCUCUGCCUUUCACCAACAGUCUCGAUCGCUCAAAUCUGACGGAAUGUACGUCAUUGAUGAAAACUUUGAUUUCAAUACAAGCCCUUUGGAGAAAGGGUGAGAGCGAGAAGCACAGAAUACACAGUAUGCUGAGAAAAUUCAAAGAAGAGUUGAUAGUACUAGACGACUCUUAUCCAUCCGAAAGACAGCAGGAUGUAUCUGAAUUUCUGAUGAAAUUACUAAAUCAUUUUAAAACAUAUUUCGAGAAGGAAGAGUCGGGCGAGACAGAAAUACAAGAAAUUGAAAAUGUACCGGAAAAUCCACAAGAUCAGAGAAAAUCAAAAACAACACCUGAUUCAAGUAAACGUCGACCACUCGUUGAAUUGCGAGUGAACAGCAAUCUUUCUGAACCUGGUGCAAGUCAAAAAUCAAAUAAAGUUGAAAGGCUACCAAAUGGCGUUGAUGAUUCAAAAGAAUGUCAUGAAACUGAAUUAAUUAAGAAUCCUGUCGAUGAUUAUUUUCUACUUCCAAUUGUGGAUCAAUAUAUUUGUAAAGGAUGCGGUGAGAAAAAACAAAAGCGAGUCGAUAAUUUGGUUGUCUUUAUUCAAGUACCACCGGAAAGUAAAGAUGUACCUGUUAAUGUUGAGGAUGCGAUUGCUCGAAAUUUCACAACUGAAGAAAGGAGAGUAACUUGCGACAAUUGUAAUCAUAAAUUUCAAGAUGUGAGAACGGCAUUUAGCAGCUAUCCUAAAGUUCUGACAGUUCAUGUCCAUCGAUAUGGAAUUGGAGAACACGGUACCAGGAAAAUUAGCAACGCACUUAGUAUUCCAGAAGAACUUGUACUUAAACCCUCUCUUAUGAUCGAGGGUUUUGAAGCCGAUGAAAUGUACAAACCUGUUUGUAUAAUUUCCCAUGUCGGUGAAAAUGUAGAUUGUGGACACUACACAAGUUACGUUGAACAUGAGGGACAAUGGUAUUACUAUAACGAUAUGUCAGUUUCACCCAUGACAAGUAGUCAAGUGUUUGCAGCAGCUGAAACAACUGCCUAUCUAAUAUUCUUCGUGAAUGUUAAUCUAUUAGAGAAACAUCAUACUGAACUCUCAAAAACGAAUUUCAAUUAAUGUUACUACAAUUGAUUUACAGAAAUAUUAUUCAACAAGUAUUAAAUCAAACAAUGCAGGUAUUUUGUUUAUUUGUUUUUCUCAUUUUUCAACUUUUCAUUCUAGAGAAUUAAUUACCUGCAAAAUUUUCUAGAAUUUGUAUUAAUAUUUUUUCUUAAUAGAAAAAAGAAAUUAAUACAAAGACUGUUUCUCCAUAUUAAAUUCCACUGCCAAAAAGAAACAGAAAAAAAAAAAAAUUAUGUAUUUUGUUUUUUAGAGACAAUGAUUAAUUUUUCUUUUUGUGACAUAAUUACGACAACUAAAUAAAGUAUUGAGAGUAAACAGUUAAUAAUGCUAAUCUAAUUAACGCAAUGCGACAUUAGAUAUCCGAAAAUUUGUGUAUACUUUAUGUCUAAAUUUGUUUCUUCAUGACUACGAACGGUGAAAUAUUAGAAGGGAGAAAAAUUUAUAUUGGGUGCCUUUGAAAGAAAAUGAAAAUUGUAUUUAUCAUCGUUAUUAAAUGAGUGUUGAAAAUUAUGUCACAUAUUCUAAUCAACGUUGAAAAGAGAUUAGAAUAAUUUGACUCAUCUUCCUUCUAGUAUUGAAAAUAUUGGAAAAUUAAUUCACCGAAUAAUUGAAAUUUUGAUUGAGGGACAAAAUUUAAGAGUUCAAAUUUUAAAUUUGAGAACAAAAAAAAAUAUCUGCAGCGUGAAAACUGAGAUAUUUCUCAUAUUUAAAAGAUGAUAAUAACUUUGUGUUUCAAUUCAAAGAAAAGUAUGAAACUUUACAAGUUAGACAAGAUUAAAAGCUUCCUCGUAUAUAUUAAAUUUAUUAUCUGGAUGAAGAGAAUACAUAUAUAUUGUAAUGUAACAUUUUUUUUUUUAAAUUUUUAUUUUAUGGUCAUACUGAACAUUUAAUAGCUUUCUAUACCAAAAAUUAAAACUUGUCAAAUAAACAAAAUCGUUAUUCAUUAGUGAUAUUUUCAAUAGAGAAUCGAUGGAAUGUUUAU
This is a messenger RNA of Leptopilina boulardi, 3534 nucleotides long. RefSeq names its product ubiquitin carboxyl-terminal hydrolase 37-like. Gene Ontology annotation, biological process: protein deubiquitination. Lineage: Eukaryota; Metazoa; Arthropoda; Insecta; Hymenoptera; Figitidae. The record is from RefSeq and is a predicted model, not a curated record. The transcript has 4 exons. The coding region runs from base 336 to 2546 and encodes 736 amino acids. Gene Ontology annotation, molecular function: cysteine-type deubiquitinase activity; cysteine-type endopeptidase activity. Gene Ontology annotation, cellular component: cytosol; nucleus.